CGCCUGUUCCUGGUGCCCUUGGCGCGGCCGCUGCGGGUCCCGGCGCCGGCGGGAGCAGCGUCAUGGUCCUUCAAGCUGUGCGUGAACACUGGGUUCACAUCCUUGUUCCCUUAGGAUUUGUGAUUGGAUGCUAUUUGGACAGAUGGAAUGAUGAAAAAUUGUCUGCCUUCAGAAACAAGAGCCUGUUAUAUAGAAGGGACUUGAAGCCUGGUGAAGAAGUGACUUGGAAAUAAAAGCUGAUGAUGAAAAGGAAGACAYUUUCRUUUGGUUCAUCAUCUUGUUUCACAUAUUGAAAGAACAGGAAUAUGGUUUUUACCCUGAGAGGAUACUACAGUAAACGACGUCUGCAGUUCAUCAGUGCUGGUUUAAUUUCCAGAGUUACUUUUUCAAGUUGAUUUAAUUACAUGAUUAAUAUGUGUUCAGGAAUUCCAUUAGUCCAUAAGCAUUGAGAAAAUUUUGUUCCCUACUCUGGAAGGGAGAGGAAGAAUUAAUAGAAUAAAGAAAAACUAUGCAAAAAUCA
Molecule: messenger RNA, 520 nt
Organism: Malurus melanocephalus (red-backed fairy wren)
Lineage: Eukaryota; Metazoa; Chordata; Aves; Passeriformes; Maluridae
Gene: NDUFB1
Product: NADH:ubiquinone oxidoreductase subunit B1
Exons: 3
Coding region: 63-233 (56 amino acids)
Cellular component (GO): mitochondrion
Source: RefSeq, a predicted model, not a curated record